CCUAUGGUUACCGUUUCUCGUGUUUAAUUCCUUUCCCACUCCCCUGCUGCUGAGCAUGCUCUUACUUCCUGGCCCUUUGAAGACGAACCUCCCCUCGCUUAGCUUCUUCGUGGAAUCCCAUCUUCAGACAAUCUGGACAAGCACGGUUCUCCGGCAGUAUCUGCGUCUUCUCUCUCACUCACCGGCUCUGCCUUGUAUCAUUAAUGUCGACCAAAAUUCUAGAAUUUCUCCGUUCAUCAAAGACUCCACCGCCACCGUCCUUUUCUCAGAGGAAACAUGCAUCCAUUUCCUCUCAUUCUGCAAAUCCAUGACGUCCUCCAAACCGGGAACUUGUGUUCAUUCACCGAUCAUCAAACUAGGCCUUGACAGACAUCUUUACAUCUGCAACAACCUCCUAUCCUUCUACUCAAAACAUGGACAGGCAAACAUUGCACACAAGCUGUUUGAAGAAAUGAGGUAUAGAGAUAUCGUCUCCUGGACUGCAACUAUAUCAGCUUUUGUUCAGAGUGGCAAUGAUGAAGAGGCACUUUGGCUGUACCAGCAAAUGCUGUUUGCUGGUUUGGUGCCUAACCAUUUCACGUUAUCCAGUAUCAUGCGCUGUGCUGCAUCUGUUAGGGAUUUCGAUCUAGGAAUGAGUCAUCAUGCCGUUAUCCUUAAACGUGGUUUCAGAUCAAAUUACGUUCUUGAGGGCGUUCUUCUAGAUUUCUACUCCAAGUGUGGUAUGUUUGAUGAUGCUUGUCUGGUAUUUGAACUUAUGACUGAUAGAGAUACUGUUUCAUGGACGACAAUGAUUUCUGCUUUGGUGCAAGCUGAGGACUGGAACAAGACCGUUGGGAUCUACAUAGCCAUGCUGAGAGAUGGGGUCUUCCCGAAUGAGUUCACUUUCUCCAAGCUCCUCACAGCCUGCUGCAAUCUUGACUCCCGCCUUGGUGAACUAGUUCAUGCUCAUGUGAUCCUUCUUGGGAUCGAGCUCAACCUUGCAGUGAAAACUGCACUUGUCAACAUGUAUUCUAAAUGCAGCAAUAUGAUCAAUGCCACGAAAACCCUACACUUGACCUCUGAUUUUGAUACAUUGCUAUGGACUGCAAUCAUUUCAGGUUAUGCUCGAGCUGGGGAUUGCAGUAGGGCGGUUGCAUCCUUCCAAGAGAUGCAGACUUCAGCAGCAUUUCCUCCCAACUCAUUUACCUAUACUGCUCUCCUCAAUGCGUCCUCUUUAUCGACAUUGCCUGAGCUGGGAAAAGUCUUCCAUUGCUUAGUGGUAAAGGCUGGGAUUGAGCAUGAUGUUUCUGUUGGCAAUGCCAUUGUUGAUCUUUAUUCAAAAUGUUCUCCACAAUUAGAAGAUGCAAUGAAUGCCUUCGAGGAGAUCUCCUCUCCAAAUGUUGUAUCCUGGACAGCUCUUAUUUCUGGGCUUGUUCGACAUGGAGAAGAUAGUACCGCAAUGGCGGCGCUCACAGAGAUGCAAGCGGCUGGGGUGAAGCCCAAUUCCUUCACCUUGUCCACCAUCCUCACAGAUUUGAGCUCAGCAGAGGGUCCUGCUCAUGCCCAGAAGCUCCAUACUGUUGCACUCAAGACCAACUUGGACACUAGGGAUAUUACGGUUGGCAACUCUCUUGUUGCCGCCUAUGCUAAACUCGGCAGGCCAAUUGAUGCUGGGAAAGUAUUUGAUGAUGUAUCCCAUAGGGAUGUCUACACCUAUACAAGCCUGGCCAAAGGUUUGAAUCAGGCAGGGCUCCAUGGGCAGGUCCUCUCGCUGAUCAGGCCCAUGAGGGCCGAGCUCACAAGCAUUGAUGGCUUCAGCAUAGCUUCCUUCCUUUCCGCUGCUGCAGGUCUAUGUGCAGCCAAGUGCGGUAGGCAGCUGCACUGUUACUCCCUUAAAUCAGGUCUCAGUGUGUCCAUCUCAGUCUUGAAUGGUCUUGUGGACAUGUAUAGCAAGUGCGGUUGCAUCGCUGAGGCCCGGGCCAUUUUUGCUUCAAUUCAGCAGCCAAAUGUCGUGUCAUGGAAUGGCUUGAUGUCAGGGCUUGCCUCCAAUGGGUGUUUUGCCAAUGCUUUGUCGACAUUCGAAGACAUGAUAAUGGCGGGAGUCCUUCCAGAUUCUGUCACCUUCCUGAUAGCCCUUUAUGCCUGUAGCCAUGGUGGGCUUGUAGACCUCGGAAUGGACUACUUCAAUUCAAUGGAAGAACAGUUUGGAUUGGUUCCAGGGGAGGAUCAUUAUGUUUGCCUUGUGGAUAUGCUUGGAAGGGCAGGGAGGCUAGAGGCAGCUGCUGAAGCCAUAGAAACCAUGGUGCAUCAGCCUGGGGCUUUGAUAUACAAAACGUUGCUGGGAUGCUGCAGGCUCCAUGGGAAUGUUGCAAUGGGGGAGUGGGCGGCGAGCCAGGCAAUGGAGCUGGAUCCUUUAGAUUCAGCAGUCUACGUGCUGCUUGCUGGUAUGUAUGAUGAUGCUGGGAGGGUGGAAUUUGGGGAGGAGAUAAGGAAGAUGAUGAGGGCGAGAGGAGCGACCAAGUCUCCUGGAAGAAGCUGGAUGUAGAGCAGUUCUAUUUCCUUACGGUUUCAAAGUUCCUCCUAUCUUAUGGAAGAUGGGAACAAUCAUUUGGAAGAUAGGAACAAUCAUUUCAGUCCUCCUUGGUACAGGUGGAGUUAUUGCUGUUAUCAACGGUCGUGAGUUUCAAUCCAUUUAAGGUAGCAUAUGAUGAGGGCCCAAUCAACAUGGAAUUUUGAAAGGAAAUUUAUGUGAGCAAUCUUAUUUUUAGUGGGAUAAUCUUGUAACUUCGUGCAAAAAAUUAAAUGAAGAUUGUGAGAAUAGUCACAUCAAAGAUCUCAAAUACAAGGCACUAAUCUGCAUGGUUUGGUAAGAUUCACCUAAUUCUACAUUCGUACAUAAAUAAAAUUGUUGGAUAUUGGUUCAAAAUUAAGGAUUGUACUUUCUUUAGUUUCUUGAAUGGCUUGUAUUGUCAUUGUUGUAGCUUUUUAUUGCCUAUAAAUAGAGGCUAUAGGCUGUAAUAGAAGAUAUCAUUAAGAAAUAAAGAUUUGAAUUAACCU
Messenger RNA from Dendrobium catenatum, 3036 nucleotides. Its product is annotated as pentatricopeptide repeat-containing protein At5g52850, chloroplastic. Gene Ontology annotation, molecular function: RNA binding; protein binding. The record is from RefSeq and is a predicted model, not a curated record. Gene Ontology annotation, biological process: RNA modification. The transcript has a single exon. NCBI's taxonomy places the organism in Eukaryota, Viridiplantae, Streptophyta, Magnoliopsida, Asparagales, Orchidaceae. Bases 56 to 2524 code for a protein of 822 amino acids.